UCGGCACGUACUGUCCGUCUUAAGGAUUCAAACGGGUUUCCCUCAUUCUUUCAGUUCCCGACCUAACCCUCCAUUUUCACCUCAUCCAGAAGCCAAAGAACGAUGUUGAAGCUACAGCGAUGGUUGUCCAGGAACCAGCUAUUUGAACAAGUUGUGUGUAAGAAAGCUGUUCAUGUUGACCAUGCUUUUGGGUCACAUCCUUUCUCAUCUGGAGUCGGCAUUCCAAGACAAAAUUUUACUCAUACAGUCCCAAAGAAUGAAAAUGACCGAGUUUAUGCUGCUUAUAAUGUAUAUAAGGGCAAAGCUGGAGUCUCAAUGUUUCCUUGUCUGCCAACUUUCACUAAAUUAAAGUCUGGGAGUCUUGUAGUUGAUCGACGUGGUUCAGUACUGCUGACGUUCUUUCCUGCCAUAGGGGAGCGCAAGUAUGAUUGGACAAAAAAACAGUACUUUUCAUUGUCCCCAACAGAGGUUGGUACUUUAAUAAGUUUGGGUCCCAGAGACUCUUGUGAAUUCUUCCAUGACCCUGGAAUGCUUUCAAGUACUGCUGGUCAAGUAAGGAAGAGCUUAACAAUUAAGGCCCAUGCAGAUGGCAAUGGCUAUUUCAUCUCUUUGAAUGUUGUUAAUAACACGCAAAGUACCAAAGAAUUCUUGAGUGUUCCCUUCACAGCAGGCGAAUUUUCUGUGAUGAAGACAGCUUGCAGUUUUGCCCUGCCUCACAUUCUUGGUUGGGAUCGGCUGACAAAACCCAGUCUUCGCAUGGAAAAGGGUUUUCAACCAAAUAAGGUGAAUCGUGAAGGAUUGAGUUUAGAGUGGGAAAGAUGAAUCUUCAUAGAAGAUGUGCUGAAUACUGAUAAUGUUAUUUGCUUUUAGAAGUUUAUUUGAUUACGUUACACUCUUCACAAUCCACUAUGGAUUCUCGGAGCUAGAAUUGGUUACACAAAUCCAUUCAUUUUGUUGGCUCCCUACUAUCACAAGUGAUGGAUGUGUUCGUACAAUCUCUCUUUCGAAUCAGAAACACUAGUUCGUGUUGAAUACUAAAUCGUUGUUGGUAUAAGUAUCUAAGAGGAACUUUCUAUUUCCAA
This is a messenger RNA of Cucurbita maxima (winter squash), 1082 nucleotides long. Its product is annotated as single-stranded DNA-binding protein WHY2, mitochondrial. Gene Ontology annotation, biological process: defense response; regulation of DNA-templated transcription. NCBI's taxonomy places the organism in Eukaryota, Viridiplantae, Streptophyta, Magnoliopsida, Cucurbitales, Cucurbitaceae. The transcript has 8 exons. Gene Ontology annotation, molecular function: single-stranded DNA binding. The coding region runs from base 103 to 822 and encodes 239 amino acids. The record is from RefSeq and is a predicted model, not a curated record.